AAUCUAAUGCGCAUGUUCACAGUGCUCCGCCUUGUUCCACCGGGAUAAUCGUCUUCCUCGCGGAGAAACUUGGCCCGUCCAUGAAUUAUAUCUGAUCUUAUUUGUUUUUGGUCCUCGGUAUGGACUCUCAAAAAGAGGCCCUACAAAGGAUAAUUACCACGUUGGCGAACAAAAAUGAGGAGCUGCACAAUUUCAUUGAUACGCUUAGUCACUCCUUGGCGGGAGUUCAGGUGAAUUCCUCACAGGUAGUCUCAGACCUUGAGGAGGAGUUUGACACAUUAUUCUCCAUCCUGGACGAGAUGAAGGGGAGUAUGACCAACGCCAUCAAGCAGGAACAGGCCAGGAAGUCCCAUGAGCUCCAGAACCAGCUAACGCAAAGCACCAAUGCCUUGGAGAGUGCAGAGGAGCUUCUGGAGUUCGCAAACAACGCUCUGCACAUCAAAGAUGAAGACGAGUUCGCAAAGGCUGCCAAACAGAUCAAAGAUAGGGUAACGAUGGCUCCGGCCUUCCGCCUGACUAUGAAGCCCAAGGCCACGGAUAGCAUGACGCAUCUCAUGGUGGACUUCUCCCAGGAGCGACAGCUGCUCCAGAACCUCAACUUCCUCCCUGUUCCACGAGCGCCUGAGAUUGAGGCGCAGGACUGCCUUGUGGUGGACAACACGGUGACCGUAGUCUGGCGGAUGCCGGUGGAGGACAACAAGAUUGACCACUACAUCCUGGAGUACAGAAAGACCAACCACGAGGGCCUCCCCCGUGUCAAGGACGAGCGCUGCUGGGAGGUGGUGGACAACAUCAAGACCACAGAACACACACUUACAGGCCUGAAGUUUGACUCCAGAUACAUGAACUUCCGGGUCCGAGCGUGUAACAAAGCGGCCGCAGGGGACUACUCGGAUCCAGUCACACUGGAGACCAAGGCGUUCAACUUCAGCUUUGAGUCGACCUCCUCUCAUCUGAACCUGAAGGUGGAGGACGGCAGUGUAGAGUGGGACCCCCAGGGGGGCAAGGGCCUGGAGAGCAAAAUCAAGGGCAAAGAGAACAAGGGCAGCGCACACCUUGCCAAUCUGAAGAACAUGUCAAGAAGUGGAACGCCGUCUCCCAAGAGAGCGUCGACUGCACGGUCGCCGGCAGUAAGAGGAGGCAGGGAUCGCUUUACAGGAGAGUCCUACACAGUGCUGGGUGACACGAGUAUGGACUGUGGUCAGCACUACUGGGAAGUCAAGGCCUUGAAGGACUGCAAGUCCUACAGCAUCGGUGUGGCCUACAGGAACCUUGGCAAGUUCGACCAGCUAGGCAAAACCAACACGUCCUGGUGCAUCCACAUCAACAACUGGCUGCAGACCUCCUUCGCCGCUAAGCACAACAACAAGGACAACCCCAAAUCAGAAAAAGUUGGGAUGUUGUGUAAAUUUUUUUCAGGUCAACUCUCUUUCUACAAUGCAGAAAGCAAACAGUUGCUCCACACAUUCAAGACGAAAUUCAGCCAACCUGUAGUACCAGCUUUCAUGGUGUGGUGUGGUGGGCUGUCCCUGUCCACAGGACUUCAGGUCCCAAGUGCAGUACGAAGUUUCCAGAAGACGGAGAACGGCAUUGGUGGCUCCAACAGUAGUCUCAACAGCAUGGCGCAGUAGCCUACGCUUGUCCAAGAACUCACCUCCUCCCCUUUUCUGCUUCCUGUGCAAGCCACUCCCCAUAUCCUGUGCACUUCCUGAAGAGAGCUGCAUCCAUGAACUUAACCUGAAGAGACCCUGUGAAGCAUUAUGGGAAACUGAGUCAUUUUUUUGUGGCACUCUAGCAGCUCGCCUCGCCUUCACUCUGACUUUACUGGAGAUUCUUCCCUUCUGUUUGAGAGACAUCUCUCUCUCAUCCUCAAUAUUUUGAGAGACUCUGGCUUUCUUUUGGGGACAUUUGCAUCAGGAAUGCUAGCUGCUUAAUCAGGGAAUAGAUGAGAGUGCACUUUUCCUCCUUUACUUUGUUCUAGGUUGAAUGCUAUUUUUUUUUUAGAUUUUAUUUCUGAAGUGAGUGUGUUCAGGCAUGAUAACAGUGUCCUUUACCUGCUGAUUUACCUGUUUUAUUCUACUAAUAUACUUAAAGACGUCAGUCUAUUGUUUGUGUGUGUGUGUGUGUGUGUGUGUGUGUGUGUGUGUGUGCGUGCAUGCGUGUGUGUAUGUGAUUAUGAGUGUAUGUAUGUGUAGAGGUAACUGGGAAUAUAACUGGCUGUAACCAUCUAUGUAAUUCAAGGCAUUUUUCCUUGAAUCUCCAUUGCCAGUUCUCAACUGAGCAGAGUAACCUUGUCUUCAAACAAACAAAUGUUUACGCUAUGUACAGAAUCUGAUGUGGGGAGACUUUUUGCACAGUGUAUAAUAUGUAGUGCUGCUUUUUACAAACCCUCUGUUAUUGCUGAUCCAUUUCUGUCACAAUUCUACCUUCAACUGAGAUUGGGACUGGACAUGCACCUGUGAACCUGGACUUCAACUAGUUUUGUAUGCACUGUUGUCAGAGAAAUUGUGCUCUUUUGUCAUGGUCGACCCUGUAAACCAUGUAGUCCUGCUCCCUUAAAAAGAAAUAUUAAUGAUUUCUGGAAGUGUUUGUCCUACCAUGAAAUAAAUUAUUUAAUCAAUGUUUUCACAGUUCAGUAUAAAUGUUUCUUCUAUCAAAAUAAUGCUUAAAUUGGAGAUAUUCAUAAGCUUUUUAUUUUACAAUGGGUGACAGGAGACACUGCCCACACCAAAGAUAUGUUAGCAUACAGUAUAAGAUAAUUUGACAAUAAUAAUAAAAAAAAAGGUUUGCUUGUGUUGCCAUCUGGUGUUCAGAUACCGUAACAGCAAUACGACUGAGGGAAAACAGACCAAAAUGCAGGCCAAAAUUCCUCUCACCAUCCACUUGAUUUGAGAUGACGAAUUAAGCACUUUUAGGCUAUUGUAAUAUUAUAUGCAACUUCCUUGAAUUUCACCUCCACGACAGUUGGUGUUUUAUCAUCCAGCAAGCCUUGUAGGCUUAUAAUCCUACCCUAAUCGUUUUGGUUGCUGUCGAGGGAGAGGAUGGCGUGUGAUAUGAAUAAGAUUUACACAAAUACGUAGUUUGUUGGUCGUAUGUGUGGUUCCUGUUCUUCAAUGAGGAAAUAAAUACUUUUCUUGCCUCAGAA
Molecule: messenger RNA, 3145 nt
Organism: Alosa alosa (allis shad)
Lineage: Eukaryota; Metazoa; Chordata; Actinopteri; Clupeiformes; Clupeidae
Gene: fsd1l
Product: fibronectin type III and SPRY domain containing 1-like
Exons: 14
Coding region: 120-1631 (503 amino acids)
Molecular function (GO): protein binding
Source: RefSeq, a predicted model, not a curated record